UAUAAUCGAGCGUCGAGCUGCAUGAUCUGCGCCUCUGCAAUUAUGCAUGUUCCGUGUUGGAUGGUCUUCUCGGUAAACAGCGCAGGGCUGGCGCAGACAUUCAGCUCCAGGCUCACUGCUGCUGCUGCUGCUGCAUCCCCCACAAGUUGUUAGCGUGUGUGUGGAAGCGAGAGGCGGGCUGGCUUGUUUAUCAAAAAUGACUCGACAUGGCUGUGGCUUCUCUCGCUCAACAACAUACACGGCUAAGCGAGCGACCCUGGAAACCACGACGCGUUAAAAGAGAGUGAGGCGCAAAUCAUCUUGAUGAAAGUCAUACGUGGGGUUGGGUGGCCAUGGACCCAUUCAGCCAGCUUAUCCUCACCAUCUCGGUGACCAGCUUCUGCACCUUCCAGUGGCUCUUCCACAAAGUCAGCCCCUGGAUGUCCAUGCGUGUCAGCCCCGGCUUCCUCAACCUCAGUGACAAGCAGAAGGUGGAGUGGAACUCAAGAACAGUGUCAACAUUUCAUGCACUGUUGGUGGGAGUCUUCUGCCUCUACAUUUUGAUGUUUGAUGAUGCCGUCAACGAAGACCCAGUAUGGGGAGAUCCUACACUGGUGAAGACUAAUGUUGCCAUCACAACAGGCUACCUCAUAUCUGAUCUGCUGCUAAUAUUUUACUAUUGGAAGGCGAUAGGCGACAAGUUUUUUGUAAUUCACCAUCUGGCAGCAUUGUAUGCUUACUACUAUGUACUGGGCCAAGGAAUGUUGCCUUAUUUUGCUAACUUCCGUCUACUAGCCGAGUUUUCUACACCAUGUGUGAACCAGCGCUGGUUCUUCGAGGUGCUUGGCUAUCCCAAGUCCUCCCGACCCAACAUGGCGAAUGGCGUUGCUAUGGCUGUAGUCUUUUUCAUGGUCCGCAUCGCCGUCAUGCCGGUCUACUACAGUCGCAUGUAUGCAGUCUACGGCACUGAGGCCUUCUAUCUGGUGCCGUGGGGCGGCCGUGUAGCCUGGAUCUGCUCCAGUAUCUGUUUGGACAUCAUGAACAUUAUGUGGAUGCAUAAGAUCGCCCGCGGCUGCUACAAAGUGCUGCGGUCAGCACGCCAGAGCAAAUCCGGCACACCUCAGGAGAAUGGAAAGAUGGAUUAAGGGAAUCAGGGUGUCAUUGUUGAGAAAACGGACAAGGAUGACAUCACUCUCAGUGCAUCGGCAAGCAUCAGCUUGGAGACUUGCCCGUCACUCCAGGGGCGAGUGAUGCAACCGGAACGAAUGUAAUGAGAGAUUUUUCAGAAAGCAGGCACAGUCACUGAGAUUUAACGAUGGACCACGUUACCGGCCAUCACAAAGCCAUGAAAUGACCUCCUAGCAAUACCCUGUGUGCAUGGCAGAUUAUUUUCCUCUUGAACAAUUUACCACUACAGAAAAGAGGUCGUCCUGGGACAGUGGACUGUUAGCCCAUCCACAAAUUGUCAAAAAGUUUACUCUUCUUUACAUACGUACUCAAGAAAAGACUUUUUGUAUAAAUUCUGCAAUCCAGUCCCAGAUUAAAAUCAUUGAUAUAUAUGUUAAUGUUGGUGAAGCAAAGAUUUGAGGGAUCCUUGAAAGCAUUCAGUGAUUUCUCCAUUAUGGUCAGUGCCAUAGAUUCAUUAUCAUAUAGAUGCUUGUUCAGGAGAAGCAUUAAGCAUCUGCUUUUUUCACAGUAAAGCUCAUGAAGAGCUGCUUAAUUUGCAGGGAUUUGACUGGCAUGAGAUGGAUUUGCAUCAAGUGCUUUCACAAAAAGAAGUUAAGCAUGGAUAAAUCAGUUCAUUGCUCAUAUGCUGUCAUUCAUUUUAAAAAGCCAGCCUUUUAAGAAUUUAUAGAAAUACUGCUUUCACUUCCAUUUGAAUGAGGAAUUUAGGGUUGUUUUUUCACAAUAGGGACUCAAAUCUAGGUCUGACCCCAAAGUAGGGUGAACACAAGUGCACUAGAUUGAUCUGGCUGUACUAGAGCACAGCUGUGAACAUGCUCGAGUGCACUGUACUUGUCGGCAAGCAGAGCUAUAAAGGCAUUUCUUAACAUCUCCUGUUGCAUUGUAUUCUUGCAGCACAAGCCCAUUUUAUCCUCUAAGAUGCACGGUAGAUGAAGAAGUCAAAGAAGGUUGUAGUUGGCAUCUCAGAAAUGAUUAAAAUAUUUAUAGUAGCUUGUUGGAUGGUUGCUAACCAACUUUGGCCAAAUUGGCACCUACUGAAUUCACAAUUUACAGGUGUGCUCAGUCAUGAAAUGUUACUGAUGUGAAAGCAGAACAGUAGGGAAGAGGGGAGCAAUCAUGCUCGUGCCUAAUGUGAAAACACUCCUUAGUUUAAGACGGAUCAGGUGUGCUCAGUCCAUGUUCUCUGUUUUUUGUCUUGCUUGGAACGAGACAAACAGAUUUUUAAAGAUUUACUGUUAUAUCUUAAAGGAGACUGAUGAAUGGAGUAAUAAAUUAAAGAUAUAAUACUAAAAGGGAAACUGAAUGUCUAAGUUUGUUUGUACACUGAUGUUAAUAUUGCCAGAUUAUUUUUCCUUUAAUAAAUAUCAGACAGAUGAAAUCAGAUUUUUAAAUAUCAUAUUGCAUUAGCAGAGAUAUGUUGCUAACACUGUUUUUUAGGAUAGUGAUUUGUAUUUAUUUUACAUUGUGUAAUGCAUGUUCAGGGGCUUAGUGUGGAUUAAAAAGCAAAGUGCCACUUGUGAAAAGUUAAGGAGUAUAGAGUACUUAGAAACUGCUUAAAUUUGACCUAAUGAUAUCUGGACCCUGCUCGUUUAGCCUUAGGCCUGGUUUUAUACUUCUGCAUCUAUGCCAUAGUUGCUAUUGCCGUAGUGAGCAUUGCAUACUUGUGUGUUCACAUCUCUGCAAUUCUUUGCCCAAAUGCUACUCAGCCAUAUUUCCUGUGCACAGGAAACACCAUCAAAACUGAGCAUAAUGUCUUGGUUAGUAAUGAUAAAUGCUGAUUAGCAGUUAAUUUAACUGCAGGUGUUGCAAAAAGGGCUUCAGACUGCAAAUCUCAGAUGCUCCCCCUGUGGCAGACCACUGCUAUGAGACGCCACCUCUGUCAGAACAGAAGGGACAUAACUCUCCAGUUUCAACUUAAUUCAGCUUUAUUCAUAAAAAGUCUGCCUAUUACUUUCAUGAAAUAACCACAGUGCAAAUAUUACAGACUGAGCAACAUGUUAUAAAUAAAACUGAAAAAACUUCCAGUGUCUAAGCCGGGAUAACAUUUUUUAUAGACCUGUUUUAGAAGUAGUUACGCUAACAGUGGCUUACUUUAACUUCAUUAGCUGUGGCUAAAGCUAACAUCUUUGCUAGCUAUGUAGUUAAAAAUACUAUGUAAGAUGUAAACCAUUGUAGCUAUGAUAGCUUUGGCUAAAGCCAACGAUGCUAAAGUGCGCCAGCAUUUGAAUGAGUACUCCAAAAACGGGUAUAGCUUGAGCAAAAAUAGCAUCACCUUAUGUUGCUAACUUUGCUUCCCUAGCUUUAGCUACAUUAGUUAUGCAGCUACAUAACCUAAAUGGUUUAUAUAGCUAACGUAGCUUCCUUAGUUUUAGGUUUAGCUACUUACCUACCAAUGUAGCCUCAUAAGCAUUUUGGUAUGUAGCUAUAUUAGCUGCGGAGCUAACAUGGCUAAUGUAGCUUUGUAGCUUUAGAGUGAGCUAUGUAAGCUACAUUAUCUACAUAGCUAACAUAGCUUUGUUAGCUUUAGUCUUUGCUUCAACAGCUGUGUUAGAGUGUUUUCAUGGCUAACCCUCACUUUAACCCUUACUGGAAGUUCAUCUGGUUCUGUUUGAAAACAUGCAUUUCCUGACUAAUGCAUUUCCAAAUCUGAACCCAAAUUUGUUUUUUUCCAAACACAACCAAACAUUUUAAAUGUAAAAUUACAAAGUUUGAACUUGAGUUGGAACAAAAUAUGUGACAGAGCAGAAAACACUGAGUGAUGUCCUUCAAAGUAAAAGCACAUCAUAGAGUUUUUGUCCAAAAAUGUUUCUUGGCACAUCUGAAAAUUGUUUCCACUUUUGCGUCCUGACCCACCAGUUAAAAAAACUGAGGCUCACGACUAUACACAACAUGUCUGUAGACACUCUCAAAACUUGGCAAUCACCCAGUGCGACCCAGUAGACCAACAGUCUGCAUCAUUUUGAGGAGCUGUUAAAUUUUUAGGGGGUGCUUGAUGGCUACAUAGUUAGGCCUUUGCAGAGGCCUAGUAACUACAGCAUCGCUUUGAUCCAGAAUUAUAAAUCAGGCUUUUGUUUGAAAGGGUAACAUAAUUAUAAUCACAGUAGGUACUUAUUUUAUCUUAAGAGGCAAAAAUGUUUUAAUUCAACCCAGGGCAACACUUGAAGUGCAAUUUAUGGUCAGACAUGGCAUGACUGUAAGAAGGCAUUAACGACUCAUUUUCCUGUUUUUGUUUUGAAGCAAAAAAGAAAUAACAGACAACCAGAGUUUUUACAUUUGGAUUUAAAAAGACAAAAACACAGCACGACAACAAAUUUUGAAAUAUAGGUUGAAUUUUUUUUGUGGUUUUCCUUUUUUUUUUUUUUUUUUUUUUUUUUUUUUGUUGUUGUUGUUUGACAACAAAGUUGAUGCAAAAAUGCCAAAAUAAAAGACAGGGAUUACAAUAUGAGAUGAUUUUAUAGAUUUAUUUGAUGGUUUUUAUUUUGAAAAUAAUAUUUCUUUGUUUUAUUUCAUUUUGAAAUUCUGCUGUUCUACAAUCAAAACCAUUUGUUCCAUUGUUUUGUUUCCUAAACUAAAGGACUGAGUUCUUGAAGGAUCUGCUUUUAUUUUGAAAGAAACAUAAAUUCGAUCCUAGAUUAUGACAUGAUGUUAACUAAAGAAAAAGGAACUUGUAAUGGAUUGAAAAUGAAAAAUCAGAACAGUCAGAAGGUAAAUUUCUUACACCAUGGAUGACUUUUGACGAGUUUGAGCUGGUUUUUUUGUUUUUUUUCAAUUAAAAAAAGCAAUGGUGGAAUAAUUUCACAUCACUGUGUCUGCAGAAAGGCAUUGGCUUAACCAAAGUGUGCAGAAAGGGAGGAUGACACAUGCAUUUAAUGCAGUUUUAAAACAUAUGAAUGCACCAUGUAUGGAUUGUAAUUGCAUUGCAAUGAAUGCCAAUUAAUUGAUGUCAAGUCGGGUUUUCUGGCUUCAUACACUUCUAAGGUGCAUGGAGAAUAAAAAAGUCUUAAGGAAAUCAGAAAACUGCAGCAAUGCUUUGUAGUGAAGAGGACAUCUUUAUUCAUUUGAUACAUUUGUUCUCUAAACUACAAGUUUGUUUUAGAUCCAUUUUUUAUACAGAAACUCACAUAUAUUUUGAGCAAAACUGACUUUUAUUUUGAAAAUUUAUUGUUCAUUUUCAGCAAAAAUAAAACAAUGCAAAAUGAUUUGUUAAGCCUUCUUCCAUCACUUAUAUCCUGUCAGAACAUAAAUGAUACUUUGCCUGAAUAUCUGUUUUACAGAAGGAAUUGGAAAUUUGAGCGAGCAGGUUAAAAUCGAGUAUGAUUUCACAACAUUCAUUCAUGAAAUGACCGACUUUCUUUCUGAAGGUUUUGAUUCUAUUUAAAAUCGUAGACAGUGAUCAGUGUUUCAGAUAGUUAUAGCUCUGUGUAUGACGAAAUAAUUUUGUAAAUUUCUGAGAGCAUUGUGAAACAAAUAGCUUCUGCCUCAUGUUAUGCGAUUUUUUUAGCUGUUAAAGACGAUGUUCACUCCUUUACUUUUUCAUCUGAUGGAAACAAGGAUUGUGUGUAUUUCAGGGGAUAUUGAUACAUAAAUAAGUUAUGAGUAUUCAUGUUAUAAUUUUUCUGGAACAUAUUUCUGACAAAGCAGUUUCAUGCUAAUGACAGUUCAGCUAAGAGAGGAACCUUUGUAUCACAUAAAGAGUUAAUUCAUGGAUGAUUUAUGGAACAUGUACUUGAACUUUAAUUGUAAAUGUGUCUUUUUUUAUGAGCUGUACAUGGAAAGCUUGUGUCAAAUGUUUUGUGAAACGGGAACAGGGAUUGCUCGUUUUUUAAAGCACGCCUUGCUCUGUUCAGCAUUUAAUUUUGUUGCCUUUUUUCAAAAGAACUUAUGAUUGCACAGUGAAUAUUUUAUGUCACAUCCAACGCCACACAACACUGAAAAAUGUGUAGUUUUUCAGUGAUUUUAAGUGUUUCUCAUAUUCCUGUCUAAAGAAAGUCUUUGGCCUUUGUAAUGGAUUCAUUUGAAAUUCAGUACAUUUACAUGCAUAGAAAUUCAAGCAGCUUGAUGAGGCGAUUUAACAGUGUACAUGUGCAGGAGGUGAAGCGACAUAGCAUGUCCACUGCCCCUAUCCUAGAUGGAGAUAUACCUUCUUUCAGCUACGUACUAUUGGUUGUUUGCAGUCAUGUGACCCUGAUGAUGCGUAUAUGUCAGCUGGGGGGGCAGGAAGUGAAAAACAACUGUUAAGAAUUAAUGAGAAUGGUAAAAAUUUGGUAUGUUAAAGCUCUAGAUGGAAAAUUCAACAAAAUAUUGAUACAUUACAUAUGAUCCCUAAACUUUACAAUAAGGCUAUAUUUUUCCACAAGUUGACCACAUUUACUGGCCUAGAGGCAAUAGAUAUCACAAAUAAAGUCCUGUGUCCAUAGUUAGCAGCACUAGUUUUUUAAAUUCAAAACAAGUGUAGUCCAGUGUUUUGAGCGCUCAGUGCCCUGGGUGAAAAAGCGUCCUCAGAAACAGCUGUUUCUGACACCACACUCAAAGCUUUCUUAGUUGAAAAUGGAUCAACUUUUGGAACAGCGCAGUACUUGUCAAUGUCACUCAAUCCUCACUGGCCAAUCAAAAUCAAGAAGGGGCAGAACCUCUGAUUAUGGCAUAAGAGAAACCAAUCUAACUCGUCUUUCUUGGUCUUUUUUCAAGGGUAGUUUUCGGAUCUGCAUCUACUGCCUGUGUCAGGACACGAUUCCUUGGCAUUGUUUCAUUUCAUUAUUUCAUUAUUUCAUUGAAAUACACAAAGUCAUUUUAAAACAAAGUACCAGAUUCUACAGAGGGAUUCAUUUUUUGUAACGUAGCAAGUUUGUAAGCCAAAUGACUGACUUUUCUCACUGAGCUGAGCCAAAUGAUACAGAUUUCUAAAAAAGAGGUGAAUCUCAACAAGCGAGGCUAGACAUACUCCAGCUUUCAAAACACAAACAAGAUUAGGGUUUGCUGUGCCAAACCGUGACAAACUGAAACCAAACACAAGCGUGAUCCAACUCUGCCACCCAAGACUUUACAUGCUUUUAAUCCCUGUCUGCUGCCUAUUUCUCAAAGAACUUUUUUGUAAUGUGCCACUACUUUCAGGACUCAAAAGUAGCUCAAGAUUGUUUUUAUCUUUUUGCAGACUGAAUGGUUUGCACAGUCUCAAACAGUUUAAAAAUUUGGCAUUUUGAUAGCACUUCCCUAUGCAGACAUUGCUUCCUACCACCCCCGUGACAUGAUGUCAUCUGCAAACAACCUAUAGACUGUCUUCCUAUUGACCUGAAAAGUAAGCACAUAUGUUAAUAGAAACAAGAGUGCAAUAAUGGACAAGCAUUGCCUCUCUGUAUAUUUUGUGCACACUUUAUGUUGGCACAAAUGCCAUACACCUUAGCUUAUGGUGAUAUCUGAAGGUAGUAAACCUUACAACUUAUGCUCCUUUACUUCUGGGUCAAGACAGUGAAGCAUACUUAGGAUGCCUACUCAGUUUGUGUGAUUCAGUCAGAGCCAUCUAGGUGUUAGUCUAACCUAAAGAUGUUUUCAGUCAGACUAACAUAAACAUGAAUACAAAGUCCAGUUUCAGUCAGACAAUAACAACUCAACUCCUUCAACUCAAUAACCAUUUUUUCUCGCUGCAUGUAAAUGUACUGAUUGAGGCUUUUAAGGCUGGUUGUUUGUUUUUUUGUCAUGGUUUUAAAGUGUUAAAGAUGUCUGCAUUUGUGCCAGUGCUUUAGCCAUUACUACUCCGCAGUUAUUUUUUGUCCUCAGAACCGUUAGCAUUUUCAUACAACUGUGCCAACUUGUAACCAUGGUUUUAUGGUUCACAUGAAUUCUGUUCACAUAACCGUUGUGCACUCUGUGGUUAGUCACUGUAUGAUAAGGGUCUUUUCAGUUUGGCUACUGUGUGGAAACCACACUGAUGUCAGGAACUGGACGUAGUCAGCAGAGUAUUAUGGGUAAUUGUCAUCUACAUUACAUGUAGAUAUCACUAUCUCACAUCGUAGAGAAGAGCCAGGGUGUACUGUUUAAUAUUUCACCCAUAUUUAAUGGAGUCAUGUAAUGAUUUCAGGACAGCGGGCAACUUCUGGUAGAACCAGCAGUGGCUCUGUAUGCAUGGUCAAUAUGGUCUUCAUGCACCCUUUAUAGCUGCAUGUGGUAUUGCAUGAGGACUGCACUGUAAACAAAAUAGCAUAUACAUUUGCAAACGAACUCUGUCCUUUGUUUUCUUUCCGUUAGUACAUGUAAUGUUUUGCUUAAACGUUAUUCUUGUACUGUGCCACAUGACGUAAUCCACAGAAGAUGAUAGAGAUAUGAUGGUUUCAUCAUAAAGCAGAUAUUAAACAUAAUAUCCAGCACAGAAAUAUUAAGUAAGGGAAUACUUGAAUACUAAUCAGCACAGUUUAUAACAAUCUGGGCGGUGCAAAUAAACAUUAAUCCUAUUAGCAUCUUGCAUUGCCUACCAUUGUUUUUAAUUUAUUAAUACGAGAGACGUAAAACUAAGCAGAAGCCGAGGUCGUUCAAGAAGACGGCACUGCUGCCAGUGAGGGAAACCUCGCCAUUGGUUGUUUCUGUUCUGAAUGCUGUUUGGAGGAGACAUGUGAGUAGAUGGAGUGUAUAGUGACAUUCUAUGAAUGUAUCAAAGAAGAGAAAAUAUUUGUCAUUCACAUUUUCUGUUGUUCUUUACAAUAAAUACCAAAUUAACUGA
Molecule: messenger RNA, 8875 nt
Organism: Cheilinus undulatus (humphead wrasse)
Lineage: Eukaryota; Metazoa; Chordata; Actinopteri; Labriformes; Labridae
Product: TLC domain-containing protein 4-B-like
Exons: 7
Coding region: 333-1124 (263 amino acids)
Biological process (GO): lipid homeostasis
Cellular component (GO): endoplasmic reticulum; membrane
Source: RefSeq, a predicted model, not a curated record